AUGCACCGAACCGGUUUGGUGCAGUACAACUGUGUCUUUGACGGGCUAGUCAAGAAUGGCAGUGGCAAGUAUUUUCCGAAGUUUACUGCCAAAGACUACUCCUCUGUCUAUUGCUCGAUGGUUGUUGAACUCAAGAAUGUCAUGAAGGAUGCGUAUCACGGCCCUAAGUUGACACGACAGCUUCAUGAGUGGGCUGCAGAAGGAUGGGCGCAAUCCUGCGGAGUUGACGGCAAGGACACAUCAAAGCAUCAUCAUUUGCGGGUCCUGCUUGAUUAG
This is a messenger RNA of Suillus fuscotomentosus, 276 nucleotides long. RefSeq lists its product as uncharacterized. The transcript is spliced from 3 exons. NCBI's taxonomy places the organism in Eukaryota, Fungi, Basidiomycota, Agaricomycetes, Boletales, Suillaceae. The record is from RefSeq and is a predicted model, not a curated record. The coding region runs from base 1 to 276 and encodes 91 amino acids.